GGCCCAAAGCAAACAUCCCGCUCUUUUUCCACUUUCAUUUUUUCGCUCCCCAGUUCCCACACCCCCACGCUCCCGGUCACACUGUCCAUAGUCCAUACCAUACACAGAAAGAGACCAAAACCAAACAUUCUUGCCGCCGGGACCUUCUCCCCAGAUAUCCACAAAUUUCUUUACCCCUGCAAUCUUUGAUCUUCAAGGCAGCUUCUGUAAAAUUAUCCGGUGACAACUCACCAAAAUGAGAGAGGAAGAGGUGGAGAAGCUCCGAGGCGUGGUGAGAGACUGCGUUAGCAAGCAUCUCUACUCCUCGGCCAUCUUCUUCGCUGAUAAGGUUGCUGCCUUUACAUCCGACCCCGCCGACAUCUACAUGCAGGCACAGGCUCUCUACUUAGGUCGUCAUUACCGCCGGGCCUUCCAUCUCCUCAACGCUUCCCAGAUCGUCCUCCGUGAUCUCCGGUUUCGGUACCUUGCCGCCAAAUGUCUGGAGGAGCUGAAAGAAUGGGAUCAGUGUUUGUCUAUGCUUGGUGAUGCUAAAAUAGAUGAACACGGAAAUGUACAUGACUUAAAAGAUUGUAAUGUCAUGUACUUGGAGAAGGAUGGGGAAGAUCAUGAAAUAAAUAUUACUUCGGCAAUAUGCUUUCUACGAGGAAAGGCAUAUGAGGCUCUAGAAAACCGUGCUCAGGCUCGGCAAUGGUACAAGGCUGCAAUCAAAGCUGAUCCAUUAUGCUAUGAGGCUUUGGAAUGUCUUAUUGACAAUCACAUGCUAACUUGUGAAGAAGAAACCAGUCUCCUGUCAUCGUUGCAAUUUGGUCCUGAAGAUGGAUGGCUCUCAUCAUUUUAUUCAUGUCUAAUAAAGAAGUACGACAAAGAAAAUGUUGUUGAAGCAAAAUUCACAGAACUGGAGAAAGGAAAUUGUGGCAUUAAUUCUUCAGAUCCCUCCUUUACAAACACAUUGAAAAACAACACUGAUCUGCUGGCAUGCAAAGCGGAAUAUUAUCAUCAGUGUGGAGAAUAUCAGAAAUGCUUUGACUUAACUUCUGUACUACUUGAGAGAGAUCCAUUCCAUUUGAAAUGCACUUUGGUGCAUUUAGCAGCAGCGAUGGAGCUUGGCCAUUCAAAUGAGCUUUAUCUCAUGGCAUGCAAUUUAGUGAAGGACUAUCCUCAGAAAGCUUUGUCAUGGUUUGCUGUUGGUUGCUACUAUUAUUGUAUCAAGAAAUAUGACCAAUCACGACGAUAUUUCAGCAAGGCUACACAGCUGGAUGGAACAUUUGCACCUGCAUGGAUAGGUUAUGGAAAUGCUUAUGCUGCUCAAGAAGAGGGUGAUCAGGCAAUGUUUGCUUAUCGUACUGGAGCUCGUUUGUUUCCUGGAUGCCAUUUACCAACAUUGUAUAUUGGGAUGGAAUACAUGCGAACACACAGCUUUAAACUUGCAGAACAGUUUUUCCUGCAGGCAAAGACAAUUUGCCCUUCAGAUCCACUUGUAUAUAAUGAACUUGGUGUUGUUGCUUAUCAUAUGAAGGAGUAUAAAAAGGCAGUCUGGUGGUUUGAGAAAACAUUGGCACACAUUCCUUCAUCUUUAAGUGAAAUGUGGGAGCCAACGGUGGUGAAUCUUGCUCAUGCCUUAAGGAAGUUAAAGAUGUACCAUGAGGCAAUCUCAUAUUAUGAAAAAGCACUUGCCUUAUCAACCAGAAGUUUGAGCACUUAUGCAGGUCUGGCAUACACUUACCAUCUACAGGAUAAUUUCAAUGCCGCAAUUACAUAUUACCACAAGGCAUUGUGGCUAAAACCGGAUGAUCAGUUUUGCACAGAGAUGUUGACACUGGCUCUAGUGGAUGAGUGCCGGCGUGGUUCGGAUCACAAAAAUGAAUCUCGAAGAAGCGAUGUCCAUGCUUUGUAAUCAAGAAUUUUAAUAUAUAUAUAUAUAUAUAUAUAUAUAUAUAUUCAAACAUACUGUAGUUAAUCUGUCAAAUAAGUAAGUUGAAAGAAUGUGUUGGAAAAUUGUGAGAGUUCAUUCAAUGAGACAGCCACAAGGUGGUGGCAAAUAAUGCCUGAGAGAGGAGUACCUUACACGCCGAGGGUGGUUGUUGGGACGGGCCAACCGUGUGGGAGGUGGAUUAGAGGUCAAUGACUUGAUGGGCUCCGAAAUGGUGGUAAGGUAACUCCCAUUAAUGCUGAUAGAUUACAAGAGGAUACAUGUGAUGUGGAUGGUGUUAGACUUAUUGUUGUUUUUUUUGGCGUCCAUCAGGUGAUUGACAUUUCACAUUGUUAUUGUAACCUAACCACCAUAAAUAUCGUUGGUCGGACUAAUCUUAAAAUAAAGCUCUCAGACCCGAAGGCGUCAUACAAGUGGUUAUACAUCUUCUCAAGAAAUAGUUUCUAGAAAGUGGUGUUUUCCACAAUCCACACCGUGGUCCUUGAAAAAAGCGGGCCUAAUUAAUUUCUC
Molecule: messenger RNA, 2440 nt
Organism: Nelumbo nucifera (sacred lotus)
Lineage: Eukaryota; Viridiplantae; Streptophyta; Magnoliopsida; Proteales; Nelumbonaceae
Source: RefSeq, a predicted model, not a curated record